CCAAGCGCUCGCGCUGGAAAUCCUCCGUGAAGCGUCAUGCCAACGGAAUUAAAGCUGUAAAAGGUUUCACACGAGCGACGACCAAUAAAACGAGCUCAGGCUUCGUUUCUUAUUUAUUACACAGAAGUGAACACCAGAGUGACGCGUUUAUAGCUUCGGGUUUGCGUGAAAUAAUGUAAAAUGUCUCAUCUCCCCGGCAAUAGCGGCUAAAGGCAGAUACACACCUCCUCAUCAAGACUUCACACCUUAUUCUAACUAAUAUGUUAAACGCAGUCAGCACUAUGACUGAUGGGGAUUAUGAUUAUUUGAUUAAACUCCUGGCUCUCGGUGACUCAGGAGUGGGAAAAACAACCUUCCUAUACCGCUAUACCGACAACAAAUUCAACCCCAAAUUCAUCACUACCGUGGGCAUUGACUUCAGGGAAAAGAGGGUGGUGUACAGCGCUAACGGCCCUAAUGGAACUACAGGAAAGACAUUUAAAGUUCAUCUGCAGCUCUGGGACACAGCAGGACAGGAGAGGUUUAGAAGCUUGACGACAGCUUUCUUCAGAGACGCGAUGGGAUUCCUGCUCAUGUUCGACCUGACGAGCCAGCAAAGUUUCCUGAACGUCCGUAACUGGAUGAGUCAGCUACAGGCAAACGCCUACUGCGAAAAUCCAGACAUCGUUCUCAUCGGAAACAAAGCAGACCUGCCGGAUCAAAGAGAAGUUCAGGAGAAGCAAGCUAAAGAACUGGCAGAUAAAUACGGCAUCCCGUACUUUGAGACAAGUGCGGCGACGGGAGCAGCAGUGGAUAAAGCUGUGGUCAAUCUGCUCGACCUGGUGAUGAAGAGGAUGGAGCAGAGUGUGGAAAACCCAGAAAAGGUCGACGGACAUCACACAGAAGGAACCAGCAAACUGAGUGCUGAACCAACACCCGAGAAAAAAUGCUCCUGUUAGAAAUUGCCUUAUUGCAUCACCCUGUGGACGGAUUACAGUGGAGGUACAGAUUAGUCCUGUACGUACUCACGGGGUUGUGAAAGCAGAGCACUGGAUCUGUUUGCAAAUGCAUUUAAAAUAUCUGAACAUUUUUUUUGUUUGUUUCUUUUGUUUGUUUGUAGUACAUCUAAUGCAUUUUGAAGAAAAAAAAAAAUCUGGUUAAUAAGCUUUCAGCAUUUUUCCACCUCAUAAUUGGUCAUUUAAACAGCGAUUCUUUAUAACAGUAUUUAUUUCUUUAUAAAUUCUUUUAUGACAGGUUCUGAGUUUUUUUUAAAUACUCAGCUUUUAAAUACUUGCAUUAAAGCAUGAAUACAAUUACGUAUGACAGAAUGUAAGGAUUUUGGUCUCCAGUCCACUUUCCUGAUAUGAAUGCUUUCUGCCCUUUAAUUGCUCAUGACUAGAGAGAUAUAUGUAUAUUUUUGUGCGUGUUGUAUCUCCAAUGCGUUUUGAGAUGUUCCUGGAAUUGUUCUAGUCAACAAGAUACUCAUCUUUUCCUUGUUGUGUUUGAUUAGAAUAUCUGUUAUAUAUGUUUAUCUACAACAGAGCUAUUCUAGCUAUAUUACAUUUGAACUAAUAUAAGAAUUCAGAGAAAACUAUUUAAGACUGAAUAUCUAUAAAGAUUUUAAAUAUACAGAUUAGAAUCUACAGUGCCCGUAACGUCCAUUUUACAAACCGUAUGUUUUUGUUUCCACACUGUUUUUCUGUGUGGAACUGUUGAGCUGUUUUUCACCAGACCCGAACCCUAAAACACAAUUAAGUACAUUUUCUUUAUAGGUCCAACUUUAAAGGAUGCUGGGUAUUAUUCUGUCAUGAUGAUGUAGCGUUGUCAUGGAGACUCAUAUUUUUAGUAUUCAUCUAAAUAUGUUGAGGAAAAGCAACAGAUUAGGCUUGGUUCUAAAAGACUGCAUGACUUUCUUUGGCUGUUAGAAUUGCUAAUUUAAGAUUCAGUAGUUGGAUGUAUGCACUUAUUUUCUGUUUAAUGCACAGCAGAUACCUCCACAGCGAGUCUGGGGUAUGAGCUGAAGCUGCAGGUUGUGCUCUUUCCUCCAAACUUUAGUUAUUUCCUUACAUCAUCUCGCCUCCAUGAUGCCAAAGUGCUUUAGACAGUGUGUGUUAGUUUAAUGGUGUCAUUUAUCAUUCUAACCACUUUGUCUAUUAUGUGUAGCUCAAAAACAAACAAACAAAAAAAACAACAACUCAGACUGCCUACAUAAUAGCCUUCUUGCAUGCUGUUUGUGUGCCAAAAACACUUUUUGUAUUGUAUUCAUUAGUUUAAUACACCUUACCUUUGACAAUACAUGCAGAUUCAUUAUCAUGUGUCUGUGCUCCAAUAUGGACCACAAGAGUUUAGUGGGUUUUUUUUUUAAUAGAAUGGUUCGUUCCACUUUACAGCAGACAAAAAUCCGUCUUAUACAUAAAAUAAUUACAUUUCCUGUGUUUAAAGCCCCUAAACCUGAAUGUACACAACAUAUCUUUUCAGCUUUUAGACACACAAUACUUAUACUCCCAAUCUUAUCCACAUCAUAAUGAAGGAAACUUGUCAAAAUGAAGACUUUACAUUAUAAUACACUAAAACACUAUUAAAUAGAGUCACUGAGGGAAAAUUAAAGGGUAUGUCAUAAAUUUAGAACUCAAAUUUAGGCUGUUUUAGUGUAUUCAGUACUAAACUAAACUGAGCACACUAAGAUAAACCUAAAGCCUGUUUGGGGCCACAAGUGUAGCUAGAUCGAGUGAGAUGUUAAAUAAAAUAUAGCUAACAUACAAUUUAUUACAUUCCACAAGGACUGGAAUGUUAAACAGUAUCAGUGAUCACAGCUAAUUCCAAGGGAUAAAAUUACCCAGUGUUCACUGUGCAUUAUGGGAACUGCUCACGUUCCAUUAGGCACUGAGAAAUAAAUCAUAUAAAUGGCAAUGAAAAGUCUUGUUCAAAUGGAUUCUAUGCAUUUCUUGUGUUUGGGACAUUUCCUAAAGUGACUAAGCUCCAGUAAGUACACUUGAUAGAGGUUUACAGAGUAAUUGUAGUGUUUAGGACAGAGCCCUAGUGUGAGCACCGAACAUUUGUGUUUUUAAAUAAAUGCAUGUGAUAAACUGAGGUUGUUUAAUAGAAGACAUUUCUAUCACGUCCAAAAGGGUAACCCAUAACUUUCAAAAUCACUUAUAACAGUUCUGGAAGAAAUUUAUGUAGAAUUGAAUUAACUGGCUUUGCAAAAUCAACUUAAAAUCACUUAAAGCACAAGUUUAAGCAAUGCAACAGCAUACGCACUGCUUCAAAAAAUGUAUAUGAUUUUAUGGUAGUAAUGUUAGCUUUUUUCCACCAUCAGUGCCAAAACUUUUUUCAAUACACAUUUAUUCAUCUCUAGGUUGCCUUUAUGGCAAAUGGACAUAAUUUGCAUUGUCUUGCUUUCAUAAAUUGGAAGGGAAAAGAAACAAAUAUCGUUUUUGGAGCAAAAUGUUCUCUCGGAAUGAGAAACGCGUGCAAAAAAAUAAUUAUUUAUGAUCUCAUCAGCCUUUGAGCAGAACACAAUUAACCCAAAAAAAAAAUAAUAAUCUACCCAAUACUUACAGUUUACAUUAGUUUACUCUCAUUGUGCCUGUCUAGUUCUACUGACCAAUGAUUUGCUGUGCAAUCUCACAGACCUUUAUUACAGUAUGUACACAGUUCUUAGAUAAAUGAAUACAUAUAACGUUGGUAUGGAGUGAAAAGGAAACCAGGUUUACCAACUGUUUACUUUUAGAACAUUAAAUUAUGAGUGUUCUGUAUGUUCCUUAUAAAUAAAGAAAAACACUUACA
This is a messenger RNA of Tachysurus vachellii, 3768 nucleotides long. It is a transcript of the gene rab27b, whose product is annotated as RAB27B, member RAS oncogene family. The transcript has 6 exons. Lineage: Eukaryota; Metazoa; Chordata; Actinopteri; Siluriformes; Bagridae. Gene Ontology annotation, cellular component: secretory granule; melanosome. The record is from RefSeq and is a predicted model, not a curated record. Gene Ontology annotation, biological process: positive regulation of exocytosis; melanosome transport. Gene Ontology annotation, molecular function: GTPase activity; GTP binding. Bases 261 to 938 code for a protein of 225 amino acids.